AUGGGCCGCGAGCUCGACCGUUUCGCGGUCUCCCUUCCCGACUACCUUCACUGCCCGGUUUGCCUCGGCGCCGCCUACCCGCCCAUCGUCUCGUGCAGGAGCGACCACAUCGUGUGCCAGGAGUGCAUCGACGAGAUGCGCCAGGACGAGCGCCCUGCGCAGUGCCCGUCGUGUCGCGAGGUCAUGCCCGUCCACACCAAGGUCUCGCUCGGCUUCAAGCGAGCCAUCGAGCGCUACGGGUACAAGUGCGAGCGCGAGGGCUGCGAGUGGGUCGGCAGCGUCGGUGACCUCGCCCAGCACCUCAAGAACUCGUGCGAGUACCGCAAGAUCAACUGCCCGCUGUGCAAGUACGGCAUCUUGGCCAAGGACCGCAUCGCGCACGUCCACGACUGCCCCGAGGUCUUGAUCGUCUGCCCUCGCGGCGGCAGGGAGUGCAGCGGCAUCCAGGCGUCGGGAGGGCACGGCCUGUUCCGCCGUCGCGAGCUGCCUGAGCACGACAAGGUCUGCGCCAUGUUCAGGUGCCGCGUCGGCUGCCACACCUACACGCUCUUGACCAACCGCGAGCCGCACGAGAGCGAGUGCGCGUGGUCGCGCGCGCGCAUCGCGACCCUCGAGCAGAAGCUCGUGCGCGCUCAGGAGCAGAUCGCCGAGACGCGUGCGACGCUCGAGCUGCGACUCGCCGCAGAGCAGCAGGCGGGCAGCGUCGCUGUCGAGCGCCAGGACGAGCAGGACGAGGGCGAGCGCGCCAUCGGUCAGAGCCCGCCCAAGCGCCCUCGUUGCCUGGGGCUCCUCGAGCUCUACUCGGACGACGAGAACGGGCCGGGCGAGGGGCUGCGCAAGGGCGCCAAGGGUCGAGCGGCGGCGGGCGGCGGCGGCGGUGGCGCGGGCAAGAAGCCGGUCGCGAGCGGCAGCGGCGCGCGCGCUCCGGGCGUCCUCGCCCAACAGCCGCAGGCGUCCUGCAACCGCGGGCCCGGGACGAGGAUGCGCCUCAAGUGA
Molecule: messenger RNA, 996 nt
Organism: Rhodotorula graminis WP1
Lineage: Eukaryota; Fungi; Basidiomycota; Microbotryomycetes; Sporidiobolales; Sporidiobolaceae
Exons: 4
Coding region: 1-996 (331 amino acids)
Source: RefSeq, a predicted model, not a curated record